Messenger RNA from Macrobrachium nipponense, 1154 nucleotides. RefSeq names its product protein GPR107-like. The record is from RefSeq and is a predicted model, not a curated record. Gene Ontology annotation, biological process: transport. Bases 579 to 1109 code for a protein of 176 amino acids. NCBI's taxonomy places the organism in Eukaryota, Metazoa, Arthropoda, Malacostraca, Decapoda, Palaemonidae. The transcript is spliced from 3 exons. Gene Ontology annotation, cellular component: membrane; Golgi apparatus.
CUUUCACUGCGAGGAAUUUUCUAGACGUUACUUUUGAUAAUUUCACUGUUGUAAUGCUCUUUGUGAUUUACCCAUAAGGAAAGCAGGCAUUUGAAUGUUAGUGAAUUUCAAUCAUCAGUGAGUUUGUUAUACAAAAUUUUGUCUUAUAUAAAGACUUGUAUUGCAAAAUUUGAGAAGCUUCAUUGUUUUGAAAGCUUUCUUUGACAUAAGUACUGCAAUUGGAUAAAGGGUAAGUUUGAUUUGAAUAUUGUUUUUCUUUCAUAGUAUGGGAUUUAUCUACCUUUCUUCUUUUUAAUAUUUGUAUAUAAAUUUCUGAAAGCUCAUAUGAGAUUGUUGGGAUUUUGGAUAUUGCUGCAUACCAUUGAGUUUCCAUAAAAAAAACAAUGUGUAAUUUUGCUGAUCCAGCACUCCUGUUUUUUAAGGCAUAGUAGGAUAAAAAGUUAAAAGCAACCAAAGAUGCCAUUUUUAUUGAUUGAGUAAGCUUUGUCAGUUUUCUGUUGCUCUUGUAGGUACAUAUAUGUAUUUUUUUUUCAAAUUUUGGUCACAUUUUUAUCUUAGCACAUGGGGUUUGUGUGAACAUGGACAGGAAUCUCACUCCUCCACUUAUUCCAUCUAGUGUGUUGUCCAUAAUAUUUGGAUUGUAUAACUUUGUGUUUCAUUGCAGGUCCAUUCGCCACUUGCAAGAAGCUUCACAAACUGAUGGGAAAGCUGCAGUUAACCUUAGGAAGUUGAAACUCUUUCGUCACUUCUACAUCAUGGUUGUUUGCUACAUAUAUUUCACACGAAUCAUUGUUUAUCUGCUAAAGAUCACAGUGCCAUUCCAGUACGAGUGGUUGAAUGUAAUGUUUCGUGAAAUGGCUACGUAUGUCUUCUUUGUCAUGACUGGCUACAAGUUCCGUCCAGCCACCAACAAUCCAUACUUCAGGGUAUCUGAAGAGGAGGAGGAAAUGGAAGAAGUGCUGACUACAACUGGCCUCACUGAGGGUGUCACUCGUGUCAACCAGAAGGGAAGAGAACCAACCAAGGAAAGUCUUGAAGUUGAGAUCUAUGAAGAUGAUGAAGAGGUCAAUCUUCUAAACACAAAAGAGUCAUCACAUGAUUUUGAUUGAGGGCAAAUUCUGACAUAAUAUGGUCUUCACUUUGUAAUGUUUUUU